Molecule: messenger RNA, 1408 nt
Organism: Aspergillus ruber CBS 135680
Lineage: Eukaryota; Fungi; Ascomycota; Eurotiomycetes; Eurotiales; Aspergillaceae
Product: MFS general substrate transporter
Exons: 4
Coding region: 1-1344 (447 amino acids)
Biological process (GO): transmembrane transport
Cellular component (GO): fungal-type vacuole membrane
Molecular function (GO): transmembrane transporter activity
Source: RefSeq, a predicted model, not a curated record
AUGGCAUCUACACAGCAAACAUCGACGGCCGUCGAAUUACAAGACAAUCCAGGUCAAGAGAGACAGUUAAAGGCACCAGCACCCACUACAGCGCCCCCUUCAGACAAUGCCAUGCAGGCAUCCCUCCUCGCAGACUCACAAGUCCCAGAUGGAGGUAAUGGCUGGAUUGUCAUCUCCGGGUGCGCAAUGGUCACUUGGUGGGUUACUGGAACAGCAUAUUGCUGGGGAGUUCUCCAAGCUGCUCUAGUCAAAGAGGGAGUGUCGUCGUCAUCUACUUUGUCGUUUGUAGGCUCUUUAGCACCGGCUUGUAUUUCGUUUCUGGGGAUUAUCAAUGCUCGUGUCAUUCGCAUCGUUGGGACACGGGUUGCUGGUCUCUUUGGAAUAUUCUGUCUGGGGCUGGGGGAGAUACUAAGUGGGUUUUCAUUUCAGAAUAUUGGCGGUCUUUUUGUAACAGCAGGUGUUGUCAUGGGAAUUGGAAUUAGCGUCUGUUUCAUGGUCGUCUCUGUGAUUCCAGCGCAAUACUUCAAAACUAAACGCGGCAUUGCAAACGGUAUCGUCUACGCUGCCGGAGGCCUCGGAGGCGCUGUGAUAAGCUUCAUCCUCAACGCAUUGCUCAAUAGCCUAGGCACAGCAUGGACGUUCAGAAUCCUUGGUUUCAUCACGCUAGCUACGGGCCUGCCAGCAGCAUACUUGAUUCAACAACGAGUUCCAAUCCCUCCAACAAAGUUCGUCGAGUGGCGCCUAUUCCGCGACAUCCGCUUCAUCCUCCUCUUCAUCGCCAGCGCAAUCGCAACCUUUCCCCUCCUCGUUCCAGCAUUCUACCUCCCCCUCUACACCAACGCAAUGGGGAUGAACUCCAGCGUCGGCGCCGCAAUGGUCGCCGCCUUCAACUUCUCCUCCGCAAUUGGCCGACUUCUCUGCGGCUUCUGCUGCGAUUCCGUGGGUCCGCUGAACACGCUAUUCAUGUCACUGUUGCUUAGUGCGUUAAGCAUGUUGAUUCUCUGGCCUGUGUCGCAGUCUAUUGGUCCUUUGGUUGUGUUUGUUAUUAUUAAUGGGAUGGCAAAUGGGGGGUUCUUUUCAACUAUGCCGACUGUUGUGGGGAAUGUUUUUGGGUCCGCCAGGGUUGGUGUGGCUAUGGGGAUGGUUGUUACGGGGUGGGCCGGGGGUUAUCUUUUCGGCGCCCCCAUUGCAGGAUAUAUAUUGGAUGCCGCUGGCGGCGAAGACAAUGGUCUCAAAGCAUAUCGCCCGUCAAUUUUCUAUGCAGGAGGAAUGGCUCUGGCUGCGGCAGCUUUAGCAGCUGGUAUCCGGUUGAAGACAGAGAAAAGUCUGGCUAAAAAGCUUUAGUUGUUGCUAGAUAAUGAUGUUGUAUGGACCUUCGAUAUAGUAUUCGGGCCGUGGCCGUAACGGU